AUGGCUAAAGCUGAGCUAUGUCACCACCCCACAGGCUGGCUGCGAUUCCAAAACAAGUGCUUCCUGUUUCGAGGGAGGGUCGGUCACCACGAGCCGCACGCGAACUGGACGUACGCCCGCGACUGGUGCCGGGAACAGGGCGGUCACCUCGCCGUCAUCGAUGACGUCAACGAGAAUGACUUCGUGGCUAGUUAUCUGCGGGACAUCGCCCAUCACGUGUGGAUCGGUUUGUCUGACCGGCUUCACGAGGGCAAGUUUGCGUGGACUGAUGGGACAAGUCCUGUCCUCUUCACCAAUUGGGCAGAGAAAGAACCCAACAACAACGAUGGCCAGGAGCACUGUGUGAGUAUGACCCAUAACCACCUGGUGACUGGCCUCUGGAACGACGAGAACUGUGGCGAGAAGAGAGGCUGGGUGUGCUACACCAAAAAAAGCAGCAGCAUCCCAGCUCCGCCUCCCACGACUAGCCCCUGUCCCUCCGGCUACAUCAGCUGGUAUCGCAGCUGCUACAAGCUGGUGUCAGAGGCCAGGACGUGGGAGGAGGCGCAGAGCGAGUGUCUGAAGGAGGGAAGCAACCUGGCCAGCGUGGACAUGAGCUACGAGCAGGCCUUCAUCUCCGGGGCCGUGCAGCAGGCUAGCAGGGACACGUGGAUCGGCCUCCGCCGCACGGACGACGGGACCUACAAGUGGUCAGAUGGCUGGCCAGUCUUCUACACACACUGGGGACCUGGAGAGCCCACUCAUCACAAGGGCGAGGGCUGCGUGAGCAUGCAUGGCCGAUCCUUCUUCAUCCAGGGCACGUGGAACGACACCGACUGCACUGCCAGGAAGCCGUACCUCUGCAAGGUCACCUUCGAGAAGCCUCCGCCGACGCCGAGGCCGGGCGACGGCACAUGUCUGCCCGGCUGGUGGCCCUACGGCAGCCACUGCUACAUGGUGUACAACGGGAAGGAGGGUUUCUCCUGGCACGAGGCACGCUACCGGUGCCAGCUGAUCCGCGGGGGCGACCUGGCGUCCGUGCACAGCCGGGCAGAGGCAGAGUUCAUCCGCAACAUCAACUACACCAAGUACCACAACGUGUGGCUGGGACUCACCCGGGACGGCUUCUAUGGGUGGGGAUGGACCGAUAUGACUGCACUGAGCUUCACUAACUGGGCCCCGGGCGAGCCGAACGAAGCCAUCCACGACAUGGGCCGGGAGGAUUGCGUGGAGAUGUACGUGGACGGCGCGUGGAACGAUAACAACUGCCUCCAGAAGAGGGGCUUCGUGUGCAGACUCUUCCAGGAGGGACAUGGAGGUGGAAACACCACUAAGCCGCCCACGACUAUAGACGCUCACGCCGGCACGAUCGCAGGCAUCGUAAUCGGAACGAUACUGGCCGUGGCGAUCGUCCUGUGUGCCUUGUACUACAUGUUCGUGGUGAAGGGUGUGAAAUUCCGUGCCGCCGGCCUCCCCAGAAGCGACACCAAGGAGCACGUCACUGUGCCUGCAUUCAACAACCCGAACUUCACAGGAGAAUCUGACACCUGAAGACAGCGUGGAUGACAACAGCCCUAUACAGAAAGUGGCAUCACUCAAUACACUUUUAGGAAUUAAAAACAAUAAUACAUUUUAAAUAAUUGAUAUUGGAAAUGCCCUGGGUUUGAAAUGGAUACAUUUGAGCAGUAAUCACCUAAAACUGAUGGGGCUUUUUUUCUGGAGUUCAAAUAAUAAGUAAUUAUUGUUAUUUGUAAUUAAGCUGUGGUUCAGAGUAUAUCUGAUGCAUCAAAUGCUUCUUGUACAUACAUUUAUAUAUCUCAAAAUGCACUUGAAAUACCAAAAGCCAAAUUAAA
Messenger RNA from Electrophorus electricus (electric eel), 1832 nucleotides. NCBI's taxonomy places the organism in Eukaryota, Metazoa, Chordata, Actinopteri, Gymnotiformes, Gymnotidae. The record is from RefSeq and is a predicted model, not a curated record.